This is a messenger RNA of Ictalurus furcatus (blue catfish), 2126 nucleotides long. It is a transcript of the gene asic1a, whose product is annotated as acid-sensing (proton-gated) ion channel 1a. The record is from RefSeq and is a predicted model, not a curated record. Lineage: Eukaryota; Metazoa; Chordata; Actinopteri; Siluriformes; Ictaluridae. Gene Ontology annotation, biological process: sodium ion transmembrane transport. The transcript has 10 exons. Bases 619 to 2106 code for a protein of 495 amino acids. Gene Ontology annotation, cellular component: membrane.
CGCUAGCACGUUUCGCCGUCGAUUUCGAUAACGCAAAAUCGGAUCAAAUCAAAAACUAUAGCGUCCGUCCGUUCUGUUUACUUCUGACGCGACUAGCGUGCUAAGCGUAACCGUGACUCACACAGACAUAAAUAAGGGUUGACGAGCGGUUCAUGAGGACUGGAUUACAGUAUCGGUCUCUUUUCCGUGGGAACGCCAGAUCAAACGAGGGAUUUUUUUUGUCUUUUUUUUUUUUUUUUUUUUUUUUGCGUGGGCAGGAAAUUGCUACUUAAAAACGUAAUGCAAAUUUAGACUUUUAAAGCCAAGUGCUGGUCCAUGUCGAGUGGCUCUUAUUGUUGAGAGCGUCCGUGAAAUUAUACCGUCUGUGAGUGAGGAUCCAAUUAGCUGCUUCCAGAACCCCUAAUAGAUGCACCAGACGGAAGCUUAAAUGCGAAAUAAAAUCGUCUCGAAGGGUGAAAUACGUGUCCACUACUGAUAGUAGCUAAAGCUGUUCGUAGCAGGAGCAUCACUGGUGGGGAUUCUGGAUCAUGUGCACGCUGUAGGCACGUGAAAGUGGCGAGUUUUUUUCUCCCCGUGUGAGAGAAGCAGGAACCGCUCUGAACGAACGCCGCCAAGACGAUGGAUGUGAAAGUGGAGCCGGCUGCAGAGACAGACGGCGAUCAUCCGCCUCCUCUCCAGGUGUUCGCUCUCACGUCCACGCUGCACGGUAUCGCUCACAUCUUCUCCAACGAGAGAGUGACGGCCAGAUGCUGCCUGUGGCUGCUGUUCUUCCUCGGCUCCUUGGGCUUCCUGCUGUACGUCUGCGUGGACCGAGUUCAGUUCUACCUGGAGUUUCCGUACGUCACCAAAGUGGACGAGAUCGUGGCUCCGGCCAUUCUGUUCCCCGCCGUCACCGUCUGCAACCUCAACGCCUUCCGCUUCAGCAAGGUCACGCGCAACGACCUGUACCACGCAGGCGAGCUGCUCGCAAUGCUCAACUCCAGAUACGAGAUUCGGGAUGUCCACCUGGUCGAGGAGAGCGUCCUGGAGGCUCUGAAGAUCAAAGCUGACUUCCAGAACUUUAAGCCUCGCCCGUUUAACAUGCUCGAGUUCUACAACCGAACGGGCCACGACAUCAGAGACAUGCUUCUCUCUUGCCACUUCAGGGGAAAACCGUGUCGGCCCGAAGACUUCAAAGUGGUGUUCACACGCUAUGGGAAGUGCUACACAUUUAACUCGGGUGAGAGCGGUCCACCACUGCUCAGUGUGAAGGGUGGGAUGGGGAACGGCCUGGAGCUCAUGCUGGACAUCCAACAGGAUGAAUAUUUACCUGUGUGGGGAGAAACAGAUGAGACGUCUUUUGAAGCAGGGAUCAAAGUUCAGGUUCACAGUCAGUCUGAGCCGCCGUUCAUAGAUCAGCUGGGUUUUGGCGUCGCUCCGGGAUUCCAGACCUUCGUUUCCUGCCAAGAGCAGCGGCUGGUGUUCCUGCCACCUCCGUGGGGGAACUGCAAGAUGAAUUCGCCGGACUCUGACUUCUUCAGCGCUUACAGCCUCAGUGCGUGCCGCAUCGACUGCGAGACGCGCUACCUGGUGGAGAACUGCAACUGCCGCAUGGUGCAUAUGCCUGGUGACGCCCCGUACUGCAGCCCUGAGCUCUAUAAAGUGUGUGCGGACUCGGCGCUCGCGUACCUGGUGGAGAGGGAUAACGAGUACUGCAUGUGUGAGACUCCGUGCAACACCACGCGCUACAGCAAGGAGCUCUCUUUCGUCAAGAUCCCUAGCAAAGCCUCCGCAAAAUACCUCGCCAAGAAAUUCAGCAAGUCCGAGAAGUACAUCACAGACAACAUUCUCGUUCUGGACAUCUUUUUCGAAGCUCUGAACUACGAGACCAUUGAGCAGAGGAAAGCCUACGAAGUAGCAGGACUGCUGGGUGAUAUUGGAGGACAGAUGGGACUCUUCAUUGGCGCGAGCAUUCUCACUAUUCUCGAGCUCUUUGAUUAUCUGUAUGAGGUAGCGAAAUACAAGCUGUGUCGCUGCUCGGAAAAGAAACAUCAGAACAACAGCAGCGAUCAUGACACGGUGAUGGGGCGCAACGACGUCAAAUGUCACGUCAGCCAGUUUCAUUAGCGACCUUACUGUUAUAAACC